AAUCUAAGACUGGCCUUGGACGACUUAAGGCUUCAUCACCUUGGACGAUUGAAGAAUCUAAGACUAUUCCUGAAGGAGAGCGCCCCAAAGCGCUUGUAGCGCCUUAUUCAAGCUUCAGAUUGCCUUGGAGUGCCUAUUGGUUUUAGUCUUAGAAUUAGUCCAUUUGAUGCGGGUAUCCACCCUAUAUGUUUUCUCUUCUUUUCUUACGUCUCUUUUAGGUUUUAUUUGGUGGAGUUUUAAAUUUAUUUUUUCAAUGGGUUUUGAGGCGCCUAAAACACAAAGGCUAGCGCCCUCGCUUGGUGCCUAGAUCUUAGGUUUUGAGGACCCUUAACGCCUCACACCUUUUAAAACUAAGGGUGGGGUUACAAUUACAUAAUUCCCAUGGGAAUAAGAAAGGAAUAGAUAAGAAAGAGAGGUAGAGGAAGAUAAAAACAAAGGCUACGCUUUUGUUCUCUUUUAAAUUUUUUAUCCUUUUGAGAGACUCCAUGUUAAAAUGUGUUGCUUUCUCUAAUUUUGCUGCCUCUAAGAGAUUCUCUCAACUUCUCUUUGAAGUCAAAGAAGAUGGGUAAGAACUUAAAAAAAAAAAAAAGAAAUUUUGAUAUAAUUUUUAUUUGGAAGUGAGAGAAAGGAAAAGAGCAUCUUCAGCUCAUGGGCAUAUAUUCCUUAUAGCCCCACUUAAAAUGUUUCCAGAUAUGGUGUGAGAACAUAGGACAAGGCCAACCAACUUAUUAAUAUUAUAUUAAAGAAUCUACAUUUUCUUCAUAUUUUUGAAGCAUUAAAGCUGGAAGAAUCAGUCAGAGUUUGCUAUUCUACAUUUAUCACGAAGUAUAUAUGUAUAUGUCUUGGGUUCUUGCUAUCUCUUAAUACUCCUGAAAACUUAAAGAUGGAUCAUCUUCAAAAUAUGAUAUCUCAAGACAUGAACUUAGUUUUAUCUACUGAUGCCAAACCCAGGCUUAAAUGGACUCCUGAACUUCAUCAACAAUUCGUCGAUGCAGUCAAUCAGCUUGGAGGGCCGGAGAGGGCAACACCAAAGGGUCUAAUGAGAGUGAUGGGAAUUCCAGGACUCACUCUGUAUCACCUCAAGAGUCAUUUACAGAAAUACAGGCUUGGAAUAAAUCAACAGCACUUAGAAACCUGCAGUGAAUCUAAAUCAGAUGCUGCAGAUUACAAAGAAAACCCCAGCAUAAAUAUGCUUAAACUUUUCAGUGAGGAAAAGGAAAUAAAUGAUCCUACUCAAAAUCAGGUUGAUGAAAAUAUCCGAAUAUCGCAAGCUAUAGAAAUACAAAUGGAGGUACAGAAAAAACUCCAUGAACAAAUUGAGGUACAAAGGCACUUACAGCUACGAAUCGAAGCACAAGGAAAGUAUUUACAGAAGGUUUUGAAGAAAGCACAUGAGACUAUUUCUAAUUACAACUGUUCAGAAACUGGAUUAGAACAUGCCAAAGCUGAACUGUCUCAAUUAGUCUCAAUGGUUAAUAGUUCAUCAUUCUCUAGUCUAACAGAUGCAACUGAUUUAUCCUGUACAAUGAGAUAUACAGGAUGUUCUAAUGAAAGCUCCUUGACUUCAUCUGAGAGCUCGGGUAGAGGAGACGAGGAAUUCGAAAAGGGUAGCCAUGAAAAUUGUAUGUUUAUUCUACCAUUGCUAGAUGAUUCAAGAACAGAAGAAUUGGGUUCAAGAAAGAGGAGCAGAAACACAGUUUAUGAGAACAAUAGGGUAGAACAAACAGGUUGCAAGAAAUCAAAGUUUGGAUUUUUGGAGACAAUUGAUCUGAAUAGUCAAUGUGGGAAUGACUUAGAUUUAGGCUCAAGACAACCAAUAGACUUGAACUCAAAGGAAUAGAAAUAUUCCAAUUACAUCUUUAUUAGGUGCUUUUGGGUGCGCCAUUAAAUUAGAUUGACCUACUUAUUUUGAAUAAUGUGAUAAUUUAAGCCAAAAAUAGUGGGUUUUGAGGAGAUGAUGUUUGUUUAUACAUAAAAAAAAAUAUAUGAUUGUUUGUAUAUUUUUGGACUUUCUGGCAACUUUGUUUUAGGGUGUAUACUGAAAAAGAGGCAUUUAUAUAAUGUAUUAGGAUUAAUUAUAUGCUUAAUCCGAGAAACUUCUAAAUAG
This is a messenger RNA of Amaranthus tricolor (Joseph's coat), 2107 nucleotides long. Its product is annotated as myb family transcription factor PHL8-like. Lineage: Eukaryota; Viridiplantae; Streptophyta; Magnoliopsida; Caryophyllales; Amaranthaceae. Gene Ontology annotation, molecular function: DNA binding; DNA-binding transcription factor activity. The transcript is spliced from 5 exons. The coding region runs from base 884 to 1840 and encodes 318 amino acids. The record is from RefSeq and is a predicted model, not a curated record.